Molecule: messenger RNA, 502 nt
Organism: Mesitornis unicolor (brown roatelo)
Lineage: Eukaryota; Metazoa; Chordata; Aves; Mesitornithiformes; Mesitornithidae
Product: teneurin-2-like
Exons: 2
Biological process (GO): signal transduction
Cellular component (GO): membrane
Source: RefSeq, a predicted model, not a curated record
AUGGAUAUAAAGGACAGAAGGCACCGCUCUCUGACGCGGGGCCGGUGCGGGAAGGAGUGUCGCUACACCAGCUCCUCCCUGGACAGCGAGGACUGCAGGGUGCCCACGCAGAAGUCGUACAGCUCCAGCGAGACGCUGAAGGCGUACGACCACGACACCAGGAUGCACUACGGGAACCGCGUUUCGGACCUGGUUCACAGGGAGUCGGAUGAGUUUCCCAGACAAGGAACAAACUUCACCCUGGCAGAACUGGGAAUCUGCGAGCCCUCUCCCCACCGAAGCGGCUACUGCUCGGACAUCGGGAUCCUGCACCAGGGCUACUCCCUGAGCACGGGCUCAGAUGCGGACUCGGACCCCGAGGGGGGGAUGUCCCCAGAGCACGCCAUCCGCCUCUGGGGACGGGGCAUCAAGUCCAGGCGCAGCUCGGGGCUCUCCAGCCGGGAAAACUCUGCGCUCACGCUCACCGACUCCGACAACGACAACAAGUCAGACGAGGAAAACG